Messenger RNA from Epinephelus lanceolatus (giant grouper), 8199 nucleotides. RefSeq names its product sodium/potassium/calcium exchanger 3. NCBI's taxonomy places the organism in Eukaryota, Metazoa, Chordata, Actinopteri, Perciformes, Serranidae. Gene Ontology annotation, biological process: calcium ion transmembrane transport; intracellular calcium ion homeostasis. The record is from RefSeq and is a predicted model, not a curated record. Gene Ontology annotation, molecular function: calcium, potassium:sodium antiporter activity; calcium channel activity. Gene Ontology annotation, cellular component: plasma membrane.
CAGAGCUCAGAGCAUGUCGCCUCCUGUUGCUGCACCUCACUGUGGGAUCUGCUGUCGACCUUUCAGACUGUACACAUGAACGCAGAGAGCCUUUUUCACGCGUUUCCUCGCUAUGUGCGACCCGGAGGUUUGUCGGAGUGAGCCGGCACAGCGUCAGCUCUGAGUCCGGAGGGGGGAAACAGGCUUUGUCAUUGCGGGGAUUUUUUUUGUUUGACACAACUUGGCAGAGAAGUCGCUUGCUGCUGCUGCCGCCAGAGCUUGUUUGUUUGCAGAGAAAGUGUGAAACAAGUGUCAGAAAGAGAGCAACAGAUGUUUCUGGUGGAUAUGCGGCCGGCUGAGGAAUGAGAGCAGCGGCGAGGCACCGGCGGCCCUUCCAGCGGUUCUGCUGCUGUGGAGUCGGAGUGGUCGCCCUCAUUUGGCUCGCACAGGUCAUCCAGGCACCAGCAGAGACAGAGUCUUCUGGGUUUCUGCCAGGCGUGAACAGUGGGGAGCCACGAUGGACUCGCAGGCUGAUGCAAGAGAAGUCAGACAACCAGAGCGUGGAUCAGCCCCGAGCAGCCAUCCAUGAGUUUCCAGAAGACAUUUUUACCAAGGAGCAGAGGAAGAAAGGUGCUGUGUGUCUGCAUGCACUCUGUGCGAUCUACAUGUUCUACGCUCUGGCCAUCGUCUGUGACGACUACUUUGUCCCCUCCCUUGAGAAAAUAUCUGAGAACCUGCAUCUCAGUGAAGAUGUGGCCGGUGCGACAUUUAUGGCUGCAGGAAGCUCUGCUCCAGAGCUUUUCACCUCUCUCAUUGGUGUCUUCAUCACCAAAGGAGACGUUGGAGUCGGCACGAUUGUUGGCUCUGCCGUCUUUAACAUCCUGGUCAUCAUUGGCCUGAGUGGGAUCUUUGCAGGCCAGACAGUGGUUCUGACGUGGUGGUCCCUUUUUAGAGAUUCCUCCUACUACAUCCUCUCCGUACUGACUCUCAUCAUGGUUAUCUAUGAUGCCACUGUUGUCUGGUGGGAGUCCUUGCUCCUCAUGACCAUGUAUGGAAUCUACAUUAUAAUCAUGAAGUUCAACUCCCAGGUUCUGGCGUUUGUGACGCGACAGCUCAGGAGCUCCAGGCCAUGCUGCUCCAAAUCAGAGAACCACAGAGACGACAAGAUGGGAGAGGAUGCCUCUGCCUGCAACACCUCCAUGGUGCUUCUCAACAAAGGCCAAGGUCACAGUCAGGAGGCUUCUCCAGUCAUCAUGGUGGAUGAGCUUCUCAUCCUCAACCCCCACAAACUGUCCUUCUCUGAGGCUGGCCUGCGCAUCAUGAUCACCCCACAUUUCUCCCCCCGCACCAGACUCUCCAUGGCAGGACGCAUGCUCAUCAGUGAGAGACAGAGGCUGAUCCAGAGUUCGAAAAACCAGAGGGAUGGCGAGGCCAGCCCCGGGUCAAGGACGGGAUCAGCCAACAACAGCCUGAAGAGGACGGGCUCCUGCAGUCUGGAGAAUGGAGGCAGGAGACCUGGGGUGGGAGACGCAGAGUCAGGAGACAAGCCGGGGGCUGAGGCGUGUCAGGCAGAGGAGGAGGAGGAGGAGGAUGAUGAUGGGAUAUUUAGUCCUUUGCGCAUACCAGGUAGCUGCUGUGCGCGGAUAAAGUGGGUAAUCACGUGGCCUCUGGGCCUCCUGCUCUACUGCACUGUGCCUAACUGUAUUCUGCCACGCUGGCACCGCUGGUUCAUGGUCACCUUCGUGGCCUCCACCCUGUGGAUCGCUGUCUUCUCCUACCUCAUGGUGUGGAUGGUCACCAUCAUCAGCCACACACUAGACAUCCCAGACUACAUCAUGGGCAUAACCUUCCUGGCCGCAGGGACCAGCGUGCCGGACUGCAUGGCGAGUCUGAUUGUAGCCCGACAAGGCAUGGGGGACAUGGCGGUGUCUAACUCCAUAGGCAGCAAUAUCUUUGACAUCCUGCUGGGUUUGGGUUUCCCCUGGGCUUUACGUACCCUUGUGGUGGACCACGGAUCAUCAGUCUCCAUAAAUAAUAAAGGACUGGUGUAUUCUGUCAUCCUGCUGCUGGCAUCUGUGUUCCUGACGGUGAUGAGUGUUCAUCUGAACCGCUGGAGGCUGGAUCGACGGCUGGGUCUGGGCCUGCUGUUUCUCUAUGCCAUCUUCCUGCUCUGCUCCAUCCUCUUCGGGCAGAUGUGAGGCCUUAAGGUCAAAAGUCAACCCCGUCAGACAGCAUGAUGAGUACCUACCUUUCCACCACACGUCCUCUUUCCUGAAGCCAAAAAGAGUGACAGCGUUGUCGUGUUCCUUGUUAGAGUUUCCGUGCACCUCUGUAGGACUCGCUAGUGUGAUACUGAACACAAUGCAACGACACAAACACACUGAAGUCUUUUGUCAAUAGCACAAUGUUUUUCUCUCCUCUUUGUACAGUGCAGUGUUUGAAUACAGUCUUUAAAUUAACAAACUGGGCGACCAAACAAAAUAUUUAAUGACAUGGCAGAUAGAAGCAGCAGGUUUGUUGCGCCUUCAACAGCAAUAUGAAACAGGAAGUGACCAAACGUAACAGCUCACUAAUAUUUUGAUGAUAAUUGGAUAUCAUAACUGAGCUAGAAUGUCAGUUUCCACCCCGUAACAACAAUUAUAUUUCAUGCCUGUUUUAUAUUUGAAUGUACAACAACCUGUUCAACUGAGACUCUUCAGUUAGCUUAGCCAGCUAGCUAACACUAUAAAUCCAAACUGCUCCUGCUAGGUAAUAAUUUCUUGAAUAAAUGAUGAGUCAUCACUCUUUCAUUCAAGCAAUAAACUGUUUAGAUGUACAGUAAUUAAAAAGACUGUUGCUUCCUGUCACUUCAAGUCUUUUCAUCUGUUAUUUAUUUACAUUUUUAAUGUUUGUGUUCUGAAAGCUGCUGCAGCACAGCAGAUAAAUUACAGAAUUAUUGUUUAGUUUUCAACAUUUCAACAACACAGCAAUCAAAAGUUAUUUAUAAGGGAGAACAUAUAAAUAAUCGCCAGGAAAGAAUGUUAGCUUUGUGUGUUUCUGCAAACUACAGACAGGUUACAUGUAGGCCUGCUGACAACACUGUGGGUAACAUGUAGUUAGGUUUAGAAAUGCAAAACAAAGAAAUACUUCAAAACAUCUAUUUCAAGCAGGUGUGUAGGAGAGGGACGAGAAGAAUAAAACUUGUAGAAAAGACUCCCGCACACUGACUAACUUGCAAAAAUAAUACAUUUUAAUGCUGCAACGUGCAUGUGCAGUGGAAAGGCUAAAUACCAAGCAUCAAUUAGUGUAACAAUCAGCAUUAUUUGAUUACAUUACUUUACACUGCACAUGGGUAUUGUGAUUAAUUGCAAACUUACAGCCACGCUGUAAGAUGACUGUUGGUUACAAAACUGUUUGCCUGAUGAAGGUCUCGUCACCAAAACGUUGCAGCAUUAAAAUCAUUUUGUUUUUUGCAAGUUAGACCAUGUGGGAGAGUCUUUUCUACGAGGUUUAGUAAAAACACUGCUUGGUUAUGGUUAGAAAAAGAUCAUGUUUUGGCUUAAAAUACCCAGAUUUGGGGAACAGUCAUGGCUGGGAAAGAAGCAGUGUCUUGGUAAAAAAAAAAAAAAAAAAAAAAAGCACAUUCAUGCCACUAUUCCAGGCUCCAAGGAAUGCCGCCAAGCCUUGCAGCCAGUAAUUUCCAGUGGCCACUUGGGAUUUUGCUGCAAACAAUUUCCCUGUGGCUCAAAAAGCCAUUUACCCAUAGACCACCAUUAUAAAAGAGACAUCUGUAAAACUGUUCACCAGACACUCCAAACUGCAAACAAGGACAAUUUUUUUCUAUUCUGAAACGUUUAACCAUGAAGAUUUUAUGUUUCUAAAACUGUCCUCAAGCCAAUAAAAAGGAUUUAAAUUCUUCUUCAAGCCAUGUGGGAACUUGUGGCAGGCAACUCCAUUGGAAUGAAUAGGCGUCAUCCUGGGGUCGGGUAUUUAGUUAGCAUUAUCAUAUUAAAGUUCACGCACUAUCCCUGCUGGAAAAACAGCAACAGGUCGCUAAAAAACACCCAUGACUGGUGCCUAAAAAGCCACUGGAAAUAAUAAUAAUAAUGAUGAUAAUAAUAAUAAUAAUAUAAUAACCUUUAUUUAUAUAGCACCUUUCAUACGAGAAAUGAAGUUCUGUACAAUAAGGGCAGUAUAAGCACUGAGUGCUUCACAUGAAAAUAGACAUAAUGGACAUAAAACAGACAAACAAGGCAGUUUAAUAUAGAAGGACAUUUAAGACAGUUUAAAACAUGGAUUAACUGAUUCAUGAAAUCAUAGAGUUGUAAAACUAUAAAUCAUAAAAUCAAUUGAGAUUUUCAAACAACAGCAAUGACUUUUUUUUUAAGAUUAUUAUAAUCCAAUUUUUUUAAAGGUUUUUUGGGAGGGGCUUUAUUAGGUAGGACAGUCUAGGCAUGAAAGGGGGAGAGAGGGGCUGACAUGCAGCAGGUGGCAGCGUGCUUGAAUUGAACCCAUGGCCGCUGCAGCCUUCGUAUAUGGGGUGCCCGCUCUACCCACUAAAUUACCACCCCCAUAGCAGCGACUCGUUAAAAACAACCCGUUUUGGUAUUUGUGGAUCUUGAAAAGUGGUCUGCAAUGGAUAUCACAUCAUCCACCAUCCUCUCAGUCUUCUGAUGGCAAGUCAGCUCAUACACUACAUCACUAUAGAAACAUCAAUAUGAUGUGUAUGAAACUAACAAAUGUGACAUAUUCAUGGUUUGCAGAAACAAACAAUGCCAACAUGUUCUUCAUGUGACUGAGCUGGUAUGUCCACAUAUUGUCUCCCCACUAGAUUCUGUCGGUGAGGAGCGUUCAGCAGUGCAUGUCUCUGGCAACAGUGAUUAAACAUGUUGAGCAGGAUAAAGACAGGUAGCGGACAGAGACAGUUGUGAUUUACAGUAGGUAGAUAAAAAUCCUACUGGGCUACAGUACAGAACCACUCAUAUCUAAAUAAGUUAGGGGCCAGGAUGUGUGACAAGAGGCUGAACUUUAUAGUUCCUGUGGGUAAAAUUAUAUUGAAGAAACAAAUUAAUAACAUAACCAGGAAGAAUCAAUAUUUAUAUAUAUAUGUCUAUGUUUUAAUAUAUAUUUGACAUGGUUUUAGAGGCUAUCUCAACUAUAUGAACAGUUAUUUUCCUGCAGAUUGCACAGACAUUAAAUAAACAUUCUUAAAUCUGUCAUGUCAUGCUCAGACCUAUUGUCCAUUAUAAAAAAAGAUUAAUAUUUUCUGUUGGCCUUAGGUUUGAACACCCUUGUAUGUUUUGAAUGUACAACCUAGCGGAAAUAUUUACAUGCAUUCAAAUGUAGCACUGAAUUACAGCGAAGAACCUCUGAGCAGACGAUGAGGCACUAUAGUCCGACCAUAAAGGACACCGUGUACAUGUCAGUAGACUUUUAGAAUAUAUAAUAUAGAAUAAAAUGCACAUUAUUGUGACAAUAUUUUGACGAAUUUUGCCUGAGUACUUAUAAGCAAGUAUUGGUACAGCUUAAUGUACGUAAAGAGAUUAACCUUAGUGUUGCAGUAUUUUUAGAGGUCUUAUUACUAUGAAAUCUAAUAUAUAUAAUGUACUUCUAUGAGUGUCACAGACUUUGAUGACUUUGAGUGCAGGUUAGUUGUAAUAACUUCACGUUUAGGUACGACAAUCGAUGUUUGUAUUGUUUCUUGUUCAUUUUAUGAGAUUGUUUCUCUUUGGUGGAACAUUUUUAUUUAAAUCAGACCCGAAGCAGCGCGUUAUACACACGCAUACACACACACUGUAAUUGUGUGUGUGGUACGGCAAAUAAGCUGUAUAUUCUGUAUUGGUAUACCUGCUGCUGCUGAAAACUAUGAAAACAAUUUGGACACAUUCAGAUAACAUUAUAUUCAAGACUAAAUGUUCCACCAAAGGGAUCAGGGCAAGUUUUUUUUGUUUGUUUUUUUAAAUGGCUGUAUAAUUAUUAUAAUUAUUGUCUACUUGACAAUACUUUUUACUGUUUGUAAAUGUUAAAUAAUUGACAUAGUUUUACAAUAAUGAAUGUCUGACAGAGACUAGUUUUGUGGUGUUUUUGAUAUUUAAAAAGAAUACAUAAUAAUACAUAAUGUAAGCCUAUUUGUGAAUUAUUGUAACAGAAUGAAUGCAUAUUUUGUCACUUUGUUAGAUAGUGGAAUAUGAAGGCUGUAAUGUCAGACCAGCACUCCAUUUGUAAUUAAUUCAGUUACAGUUGUGUCUUAAAAUCUUUUCAGCACUUAGAUUUUCUUUUGUUUCAGUACUGAUUUAUUGAAAACCUGAUUUCAUGCAGGGGAAGACAAAGGAAAUGAAACUCCUGUUUACAGGUUCAAACUAGAUUUUAGGUUUUUUAGGUUUAGAUAUUUUAAAAAUUGCCUAGAAUCUAAGAAAUACCACUAAAUUUAAAUAGCAGUAAGUUUUCAUCCCCUUUUUCCAAUUUUUUUAUCUUUAAAUCAUACUUUCUCUUUUAGCUACAGUUUAAAAAUGAAACUUUUUACUGAAACACAUUUUAUCAGAUCUGGUCAAAUGUCAUGUCUGGAGUUUUUGUGCCAAAACCCAUCGAUGCAUUUAAAUAAGGUUUUAGGGCAACUUUUAAAGGGAUAGUUUGGAUUUUAUGAAGCAGGUUUGUAUGGGGUUCUUAUCCAUACUCAGUGUAUUACAUACAAUAGAUGCCUGCCAGUGCACCCCCAGUUUGGAGAAGUGUCAGGAGUACCGUCAUGGAAGGUAAACAAUGAACUGCUGUGGAUGGGGUCAGCAACAAGCUGUGUUUUAGCCACCUAAAUAAAGUCCCACCUAAAAAUCAGUUUAAGUGUACGAUAUAUAAGAGUAUUUCACCUCUUUGCCUUUACGUCAGUCAGCCCAUUCCAACAGGGAAGCUGAUAAGGGCUUCAGUUCCUCAUCUAUACUCUCGCCAAAGCCACCAGACUCCAUUGACAAAAAUAGUCAUUUUGGCUCAUUGAGCACGGGCACUGCUGGUGUAUUGCUGCUUUGAUUAGUUAGAUAGAUUGUGUUAUUGUGCGAUGUUGGUGAAUCCGAACUUACCCCUUUCAACGCCAAAGUCAUACAGUAAAACAAAUAAAAUAACUGAUUGAAGCAGCAAUAUAUCGGCAGCUUCUGUGUUUGGCAAUCUUAAAUCACUGUUUUUCUCAAUGGAGUCUGGCUUGAAAGAGAGUAAUGUAAUGGCUUCAGUUCCCCACUGGAAAUUGCUGUCUGACAAUAAGGUAAAGCGGUAACAAUAUUCUAAAAAUAGCAUACAAUUAUUGAUUUUUUUGGGUGGGACUUUUUUAAAGUGGCUAAAAUAUGUUUUGUUGCUGACCCCUCCACAGCAGUACAUUGCUUAGCUUCUGUGGCGGUACUCCUGCCUGCUUCUCCAAACUGGGGGAUUGCUGAUUGACAUUUACUGUAUGUAAUAACAGAAUAUGGAUAAGUACCUCAGUACCACGCCUCCGAAGAACCAAACUAUCCCUUUAAAAUGUCAUAGCAAAAAAGAAAAAGUGAUAUUAUCCUAUAAAUGUUCCUGACCCAAACAUUAAAGCUACACUUUGAAACUAGUAGCUUGUAACAAUGGCUACUGCUUGUCCAGAAAAAAUAGUGCUGAAAUGAUUAGUAGUAUAACCGUUUAGUUGAUCAACGUAUUGUUUGAGUCUUUCAUCAUGCAACUAUGUCAAACAUUCACCAGUUGCAGAUUCUCAAAUGCGCUGUUUUGCUGCUUUUCUCUAUGACCGAUGAAUCAAUUGGAAAAAUACACAACAGAUGAACUGAUGAUGAAUUGUUUGUUCCAUGCUCUUAAUUUAGCUUCUUUUUUUUGCAGUUACUGAAAUGGAAAAAUUGUCUUUGCAUAUCCUAACUAUCUUCAUCCUGUUAAACAACCAUCAGUAAUAACUGUGUUUUGCCAGGAAAUGUUUUACAGCAGGUGGUGAUGCGAAUGUGUUCUUUGACUCAGCUCUUGGGACUCUCUGCUGUAAACUUUUGUAUUCAGACCCAGUAAUAAUCUCAAUACGCUCGUCAUGGCUACUGAGAGACACAACAGCACCAAAGCAAACAGCUGAUCUCCAGUACUUGUUUUGGUUUCACAGCACUCAAAGAAUGUUCUCCUUAUUCUGCUGUGAUGUUGGAGGUAGUGGAUGUUUUAUAGCUGAAAUUUAUUGCUUAGAGGUCUUAUUGGAUCAUAGAAGACUGUUGUAUCUUGAGACCAAUAAAAAAUGUGCAAUAACAA